This is a messenger RNA of Callorhinchus milii (elephant shark), 837 nucleotides long. RefSeq names its product v-mos Moloney murine sarcoma viral oncogene homolog (gene mos). The transcript is spliced from 2 exons. Gene Ontology annotation, molecular function: ATP binding; protein kinase activity. The annotation marks the transcript as partial. Lineage: Eukaryota; Metazoa; Chordata; Chondrichthyes; Chimaeriformes; Callorhinchidae. The record is from RefSeq and is a predicted model, not a curated record. Gene Ontology annotation, biological process: protein phosphorylation.
GGUGAUAGGGUCGGGGAACCUGGCGGCUUCGGGUCUGUUUAUAAAGGCACUUACUAUGGUAACAUCGUCGCAGUAAAAAAAGUGAAGAAAUCGACUAAGAACAAACUGGCUUCGAGGCACAGUUUUUGGGCUGAACUGAACGUGGCCAAUCUCCGUCAUGAUAACAUCGUGAAGGUUGUAGCAGCCACGACUUCUGUGCCAGAAGAUCCAGAGAAAGAGGACAAUUUGGGCACAAUAAUAAUGGAGUAUGCGGGAGAUAUCAGUCUGCACCACAGGAUCUAUAACUGCACGAAAACGCUGGAGGUGGGGAACUGUUUACAAUUUUCAAAGGAUAUUGUGAGUGGACUGAGUUUUCUUCAUUCGCACAAUAUUGUGCACCUGGAUCUGAAACCAGCGAAUGUGUUGAUUUCAGACCAGGGACAGUGUAAAAUUGGGGACUUUGGAUGUUCUCACAAACUGACGAAAGACGAUUUAACGCCCAAUGUUCAAGUGCGACACCUCGCCGGUACCUACACCCACAGGGCGCCGGAGCUACUGAAGGGCUGCAACGCCACUCUAAAAGCGGACAUUUACUCUUUUGCAAUUACUUUGUGGCAAAUGAUGACCAGGGAUCAGCCCUUCUCGGGUGACCGACAGUGUGUGAUGUACGCUGUCGUGGCUUAUAACCGGCGCCCAACGUUUUCAGCAACUUUCAAAGACUCGUCGAUGGGGCAGAAGAUUGAACAGAUCAUUGGUCAUUGCUGGAGAGCUGAACCCAACGAGAGGCCAAAUGCUGAUCAAAUAUUAGAAACUCUUAUUUAUCUGCAAGCACAGCAUGGAGUCCCUGAAAUUGAAUAA